This is a messenger RNA of Cataglyphis hispanica, 1140 nucleotides long. RefSeq lists its product as uncharacterized. The transcript is spliced from 8 exons. Gene Ontology annotation, molecular function: odorant binding; olfactory receptor activity. The record is from RefSeq and is a predicted model, not a curated record. Gene Ontology annotation, biological process: sensory perception of smell; detection of chemical stimulus involved in sensory perception of smell. Gene Ontology annotation, cellular component: plasma membrane. The coding region runs from base 1 to 1140 and encodes 379 amino acids. Lineage: Eukaryota; Metazoa; Arthropoda; Insecta; Hymenoptera; Formicidae.
AUGGACUUUGUUGGAGAACGAUACUAUAAAUUGAAUCGAAUUCUUCUGCUGUCUCUUGGCCUGUGGCCUUACCAAAAUUCAGGCUUGAGGAAAAUUCAAAUAAUUUUUUUUGAAACAGUAUUCAUAUCCUUCCUGUUAUGCCAGUUCAACAUAUUUUUCGUAAUAAAAUGCGACAUCGAUAUUAUCAUCAAAGUUUCCAUGUAUAUUGUUAUUAAUUUUAUUUUUAUUAUAAAAUAUAACGCAUAUUUUCUACUUGCCAAUAAUAUAAAAUAUAUAUUCGAUAGAAUUCGGUACGAUUGGACCUUGUUAAAGACUCAAGCGAAAUUGAAAAUAAUACGAGGAUACGCAGAUAUCGCAAAAUUAUAUAUAAUCUGUUUUGCGUUGUUGAUUAUUAACUUAUUAUUGGUAUUGACAAUAUUAAUCUAUAUACCACGCAUACUUGAUAUAGUUGUGCCAAUGAAUGAUUCGCGACCGCUACGCUUACCAAUUUUAGUGAAGUAUUAUUUCAUUGAUGAAGAAGUAUAUUAUAACAUAAUUUUUAUACAUAUUUUUGUCACCCUGUACGCUGGCGGUAUCACAAUAGCGGCUAUUGCAACGUUGCUCAUGGCAUAUGUACUGCACAACUGUGCCUUGUUCAAAAUCGCUAGUUAUCGAAUGGAACAUAUAUGUGAUGAAAGUGUACAACAAAUAUCAGAGAAUCUUAAGCAAUUUAUAUUUUACGAGAAACUAAUUCAUGCUGUAUAUAUUCAUCGCAGAGCUCUGGAUUUAGCCACUAUGCUGACGAACAGUUUUGCGACAUUCUAUUUCAUAUUGUUAGGAUUUGGAGUGUCUUUGGCUAUUCUCAGUGUUCUUAAUUUUGUUACCGCAGUAAUCCUGAAUGAUAUAAAAGAAUUACUGAUCUUUAGUAGUAUUUUAAUUCUACAUUUGUUUUACAUAUUUCUGGGAAACUAUGUUGGACAGGGUAUUAUAGAUACUAGUACUGAUAUUUAUCACUCAGUAUAUAAAACGGAAUGGUACGCCGCACCAUUAUGGAUGCAAAAGUCAACAUUGCUUGUAAUGAAUAAAAGCAGUAAAAAGAGUACCUUAACUGCUGGAGGUUUAUUUGAUGCAUCAUUAGAAGGUUUUGCAACGGUAAGAUAA